UAGGAUGCAAUGUUCGUUCAGAUAACAUAUGGACAUUGUUCGUUCAUAUGACAAGAUAAACAAAAUAAACAUUUUGUUACAUGAUUAACGUUUGAGAGUAGACCAGGUGUUCAAAAGUCGUCUUCCAGAACCUUUGCACAACACGUGGCAAAACGUAAAGUCUCAGAUAACAUGCGGACAUAUUUCGUGGAAAUCACCACCGCGACUUCUAUAAACAGGACACAAUCACACAUACAGCAGAGGUAGGAAAGCUGAGCAGCAUGAGGUGUUAACCCUAACACAUAAAACAAGAUGCUCCGAGCGGUAGCUUUCCAAAAUUUUAUAAAGUUUCGGAAACAUCAAUCCCUGGAAUUUCAGGAUGGACCUAAUUUCAUUGUCGGACCGAAUGCAAGCGGGAAAAGUGCCAUUUUUGAACUGAUCAGGCGAUGUGAUUCAAAUACUGCGAACUCUUCAAUUUCGACAGUAGCAGACAUAAAUAAUGAUGCUUUUGUGAUAUGCAAAUUUGAAAUAAGGCAGAAAUUAUCAGACAAACUUCCCAAAGGAUGUCAUGUUUAUUCAUGUGUCUUUAUACCGCACUCGGACUCCAAGGAAAUGAACAAACCUGCCGCCAAGGAUACCAAGCAAAUGUACAAACUUGUUUGUAUCACUUAUACGGACAAAAAAAGAGAAAAAUGUUAUCUUGAUCACUAUCCCAGUAUUGAUAAAAAAGUAAUUUCCUUUUGUAAUGAUAGCACCAAACUGUCAUGUGAAUUAGACGGUCUUAUAAAGAGUGGCAUUUCGGAUGUUAAAUUGGAUGACUUGAUACAGAAAUUCAAGGAAUUGGAAUCAGAGUCUGAUAUCAGUGAAUGUGAAUCUGUUCUCCAGGCUAUACACGGUGCUGUUGUCGUAACCUUUCCCAUACGUUCUCCGGGACCCAUUCAAUGGAGCCAUAGUAGAAACAUUGGUGAAGGAAAUGAGCAUUACGACGCAGCCUCAAACAAGGCGGAGAUACUUCAAGAGCUGCUGGAAUCUGAAGAUGUCGAUAUGGAAAAAGCAAACCAAAUAUACCAGACAAUUAUUCGUCCAUUGAAAUACAAAUUCGAAAUGGAUGGAAAGUCACGAAUUACUGUUAAUGAUGGUGAAACAGAUAUACGAUUUCUGAAAGUACCGGAAGGAAUCAUAGAAGCAAAACAGUUUGCAUUGAUGUAUGCACACCGGAACUAUCAAACAUUAGUGUUAGAGGAACCGGGCCGAGGUAUGCACCUCCACAUGAUUCAGAAGUUACGGGACCUAGUGUUCCGGACGCACACCAAGGACCAAGGAAAAGUGUUGUUGCUAACCACCCAUCAUACAGCGAUGAUCAACCACUGGUCAAUGUCCCGAAUGUUCAUUUGUAGGAGAACGAGGAAUGCCGACGGUAUAGUGGAACACCGCGUUGUCAAAUUGAAUGAAAUAAAAAAAAUCUAUGAAUUGGAGGACAUAUUGAAGGAAAUGGUGUUCUCUGAAGCUAUACUGUUUGUCGAAGGUUUCACAGACAAAAAGGUUAUUCGAUCAGUAUUUGAUCGGGUUUUGGAGGCAGAACAUAUUGUUGGAUUAACCGAACCUCAGCUGACCGAUUUUCAGCAAAUGGCUGCUAGAACUCAAAUAAUUUCUAUCGGCGGAUCAAGUAAUCACGAGAGAAUCACAACUCUAACAGAAAUUAGUGAAAGACUAAAAAUACCAUGUACGUUCCUCUUUGACAGGGACAAAAAGUUUCACUGUAAGGCGGAACUUCAUCUAGCAGAGCAUGAUGCAAACCGGAAAAAUAAGGCGCGUGAUGCAAACUGGAAAAAAAGUACGCAUGAUGCAAACCGGAAAGAUAGGGAGCGUGAUUCAAACUGGAAAAACAAGGCUUCGUUCUGCGCUAGAACUCUUUUCAAAAGAAGGAGCGAAUAUUGCAAAGAAAACCCAGGCGAAACCGGAGAACAAAAAGUCGAAAGCGACAACUUUGAUGAUGUUAUGAAGGUUCUUCUCAAUAUGAAAAACAAUGAUGAACGAUACGUAAAUGGAAAGCAUGAGCUGGGCUUUGAAGGAGACAUUGAGGAAGUCGAAACAACCAAGGUAAUAUCGUUCAUUAGACGUGUUGUAUUGCCUGAACCUCUAGAACAGGAAGCAGAAAAAAACACAGAAGAAGACGCAGAAAAAACCCAAUUCAUAUGGAAAUCUGGACAUCUUGAGGAUGUAAUUUGCAAAAGUAUCUUGGGUGACCAGACAGAAGUACAACAGUCGACCGCAUCAACAUCAAAUCAAACUGACUUUGACGUGGCUUUCCUAAUAAAAAUGUUUGUGUGUAAAGAUCAUGAAGGUAAAAAUCCUAUAAAAGAGACACUCAAACAUAUGAAUAUCCAAACAGCUCAAACACUUUCAACAUAUCUGCUGAAAAGAGGUGAAAUGAGAACAUUUUUGCAAUUUCUGUCAGACAUCGAAAAGCCAAAUCUGAAGAUAAAAACAACUAAAUAGAUAAACGAUGAAAAAC
Molecule: messenger RNA, 2494 nt
Organism: Mizuhopecten yessoensis (Yesso scallop)
Lineage: Eukaryota; Metazoa; Mollusca; Bivalvia; Pectinida; Pectinidae
Exons: 2
Coding region: 292-2478 (728 amino acids)
Biological process (GO): double-strand break repair
Molecular function (GO): ATP binding; ATP hydrolysis activity
Source: RefSeq, a predicted model, not a curated record